Messenger RNA from Salvia miltiorrhiza (redroot sage), 1154 nucleotides. Its product is annotated as glucosidase 2 subunit beta. Gene Ontology annotation, biological process: N-glycan processing. Gene Ontology annotation, cellular component: glucosidase II complex. The coding region runs from base 36 to 656 and encodes 206 amino acids. The transcript is spliced from 5 exons. Lineage: Eukaryota; Viridiplantae; Streptophyta; Magnoliopsida; Lamiales; Lamiaceae. The record is from RefSeq and is a predicted model, not a curated record.
GGGAGUAAUAAAUACUACUACAAUUGUGGUGGGAAAUGGAGGUGCUGCUGCGGGCGAAAAUGGCGAUGACUCUCGCUCUCAUCACUUGUUUGUACGUUUUUCUCCACUUCCACCACUCCUAUUCCUCUCCUUCUCGCCCACUCACCGGAGUCCAUCCUCUAGAUGUCAAGUACUACGAUGCGGAGCUGAUCAAGUGCAAAGAUGGAUCGAAAUCCUUCGCCAGAGAUCGUCUCAACGACGAUUUCUGCGAUUGCGUUGAUGGCACUGAUGAGCCCGGAACUUCUGCAUGUCCAGCUGGCAAAUUCUACUGUAAAAAUAUAGGCAGUACACCCAAAUUCUUGUUUUCUUCUCGAGUGAAUGAUCAGAUCUGUGAUUGCUGUGAUGGAAGUGAUGAAUAUGAUGGAACUGCUAUUUGUCCUAACACUUGCAUCAUGGGUGGGAAUAUUGCAUAUAAAAAAUUAGAAUAUAACUCAGAAAGUAAUCUGGAUUCUGUAAACUCAAGAAAAACGAACGCUGGAAUUAAGAUGGAGGACUCAUCACAGAAACUUAAAAAAGGCUUGAAGUCCCUGGUCUACCUCCAGGUGGGUCUUGUUAUUUUUGUCAUGGCUUUUUGUCUCUUUCGGCACCGCAAGCCUAGAAGAAGACAUUUUCGAUGACAGAUGUGUCAUUGAUAUACAUCUUCAAUCAUGGUAUAUUUAAACUCAUUUGUUUGACACCUAAGUUCUUGUUCCUUCUCCAUUAGUGCGUGUUUAUUUUCCCCUCGAACUGGUGAUACAUAAUUCAACCAUUUUCACAGAAUUAUCACAAUAUUGAAGAUUUUGGUGCUAUGGCUCCCAUGAUUUUAUGUCAGAAGAAAUAAAUGUUGUCAUUACACGCUUAUUACUUUUUGGGAGUGGUGGAUGGAAGAUGGAACUUUUUGCAACAUAUGGUGUUCGACAGAAUUGCAGACCAUAAAGAAUGGAAUGCAGUGAAAAGGUUUUGUUACUCGCAAUUUUCUCUGUCAUGUGAUUAACUACACUGUCUGGUUUGGAACAGAGUGUAUUCUUACUUCAGAUAUAGUGAAUUUCAUCAAACAGAUUAGGAAAAGCAUUUGAGAUCAUAGUCUCAUGUAUGAUACUAGGAUACAAGCAUCUAAUUAUUCAGUCUGUUUCAUA